GCUCAUUAGCACGCUUCCACAGCAAUCAAAAGAUGUAAUUUAAAUUUUUAUCUUCUUCCCUUUCUGUUUUUAACCCAGUAGCUGAAAGCAGCAUGCUUAUCCCUCACAGAGGACAACAUUUCCUCUGCUGUGUUUGUCAAAGGAAGUGAUCUCCACCUUCUGGUGCAGGAUAGCUGUGAUCCUUCUCCACCAUCACUGGCAAAGUCAAGCUGCACAACAAUAAUGUCCCUAUGAUUGUAGCUCCAGCUCUGGCCUAUAUUCUUUUGGAAAUGGCGUGCGUGUGUUUGAUGUAAUGGCUGUGUUGUGUUUGUGGGGAACUCUCUGAUGCCGAGCAGAUUAGGUUCCACAAGAGAUUAAUCUAAUUUUCGUAACCCGCUUACUGAUACCGCGAUGGAAGAUCUUUAUUUUUUGGAAUUCCCUCUUGCUCUGGAUUUGCAAUCAGGGGUUCAAGCUUAAUGGAGUCACUAUGAAUUAUGUAAAACGAACGCUUUGAUCUAGUUUUGUUUUAAAUGACUGAAGCAGGAAAUUAGGUUGAAAACAAAUGCCAUGGAUCCACACAGAAACGUGUUGGUGAGAAGUGUGUAUUUUUGGGAAUAUGCAGCCAGUUUGAUAUACUAACUGUGUUCCAUGUUUCCUUUCAUCAGCUUUGGGCCGUAGUAUCUCACAGAGCGUGAUUAGCGUAAGCGUGGAAUCCGCGCUGCUGGAGGCUGUGGGGCGAGCUUGAAGCCUGAAGCGCAUUCAUCAACGUCCCUGGCAGGGUGCACCUUUCUCAGCCUCACACCACUCAGCUUGCAGUCCUCUCACUGACACCAUUUUCUUCUUUUUCUUUCUUUUUUAAUCUUUUUUUUUCAAUAGUCUUUGUUGUUGUCUCCUGUUAGAAAUAGCUUUACUUUUGAAGAAAACUUUCUUCCUUUUCUAUCAGAGCUUUAAAGGUGCAGCACCAUUGUGGAGGUGGCACAUUGUUCUGUUUUGCUGAAAGCUGUCUGCAUGCACAAAAAAUGUCACUGCACAUUUUUGCUUCAAGCUUUUGCUCCUUAUCUUCCUCCUUUUUUAUGCAACAAUCAGGCUUGAUGACAUUCAUGUUCUGCCGUUUGCUUCAUCUCUCCACAGUCUUCCUCCUGCAGGUAACAGUGACUAAAACAGGCCCUCCCAGAACUGUCCCCCAGCUCUGAAUUUAUAAUCACUCUUAGAUCUCAGACAUGAAAGACUUGCAUGCAUCCUCCUAAAAUGCCCUCUGAGGUGGCAAGUUCUCUUUUAAAUAACAGAAUGUAGAGUUUGGCAAAAAUUGCAACUAUUUGUGAAGCUUCUCUUGAAAGAAUGGCAUGAAAUGCAUUUCUGACUUUGUGAAGUUAUUUCCUGAUUAAACUGUUAAGUUAAAUUCUCGCAAAGUCUCCAUAGAUUGGAACCCUUCAUGUUUGCUCCGGAUCUGAUGACAGUGACUUUCAUUUUGUUUCUCAGAGUUUAGCUCAAAAAUGGCAUAAAGAAAGUCUUGAAAGUAUAUCAUGUGACAAAUAAAAGACAACUGCAUCAUUUAUUAAUUAAUAACACUUUAUUUUAACAGGAAUCAGAGGUCAUUUAACAAUGAGAAGUAUGUUCACUAGGUUUUUAAGAAACUCAGCAAAACUGCUGUAUUUGGUCCAGGACACGUCCUGUGAACUGAAGUAUUUACCUCCAUCUAGCGGUCAUAGUGGAGAUUGCACCAUAUAAAAGAAGAAAAAAAAACGGGAAAAGGAAAAUGUGCCCUACAUAAAAUGAAAUCACUGCGCCAUGAAAAGUAGUACCAAAGAUAAAUCUUAUUUAUUUGUCAGAAAGUCAAAUAAAUAAUAUACAUACAAUUAUUGUUUAAAGUAUAUACUUAUAAAAGAAACAUUUUUACCAUAUAAAGUAAAAUACUAUCAAAGAAGGCUGAUCAAAUUGUGAUGGCGUAGGAAUUUGUCAGUUGACUUUCUUGAACAAUAGCUCGGAGGUAACUACGUCGUUUGGUCUUUUUCUGCCGCCUUAAGCAGGUGCUGAGAAGUUUUUUCGAUUAGAAGGUGUAAAUAUCCAAAACAUACGACUUUUCUGUUUUAGCCAUAGCUAGAAUUAAAGUGGAGUAAGGGAUACCUUGAAAGCCGUUGGAAAAUGACUGGUCGGGCACGAGCAAGGUCACGUGGAAGAGCACGUGGUCAGGAGACCGCAGCUCCAGGAGUGAGCAAGGCUAGUGAGCCUGCACCUGUACCGGCUCCCUCUGCUGAGGCGGGGCUGGUUGGCAGAGGCAGGCAGAAAAGAGGUCCAGGACCUUUCACUGAAGAAGCUGCUCUACAGAUUUCAGCUGGAUUUCAGCAGAUGAAGCUUGGAGAACGAGGUGGGCGUCGUAGGGAUUUUCAUGACACUGGAAUCAAUACCAGACAAGUGAUGGAGCAUGUGAAGGACUCAAAAACAGGGUCAUCAGGUGCAGUCAUCAAUUUGACUGCAAACUACUCCCGUAUCCUGUCCCGUCCUGAGUGGGUUCUGUUCCAGUACCAUGUGGACUUCAAACCAGUUAUGGACUCUCGGCGCCUGAGAUCUGCCCUCCUUUUCCAGCAUGAGGAGGUUUUGGGUCCAGCUCGAAGCUUUGAUGGAGCUCUGCUUUUCUUGCCUCACAGAUUGCAUAACAAGGAAACUGUAGUCUGCAGUCAAACCAGGAAUGGUGAGAAUGUCCAGAUAACAAUCACCUUGACAAAUGAGCUGCCUCCCACAUCACCAGUGUGCAUUCAGUUUUACAAUAUCAUUUUCAGAAGGAUCUUGAGAAUUCUCAACAUGCAACAGAUUGGACGCAAUUACUACAACCCGGAUGAUCCACUUGAAAUUUCACAGCACAGUUUGACCAUCUGGCCAGGAUAUGCUACCACCAUCUUGCGCUAUGAGUCAUCUAUCAUGAUGUGCAUGGAUGUGAGCCACAAGGUACUGCGCAGUGAGACAGUCCUUAGCUUUAUGGCUAACCUGGAGCGGAAGUGUCAAGGCCAGAACUACCACGAGAUGUGUGAGAAGGAGCUUGUUGGCCUUAUAGUUCUCACAAAGUACAACAACAAAACCUACAGGAUUGACGGCAUUGCAUGGGAUCACACUCCAAUCAACACAUUCAAGAAGGGAAGCGCAGACAUUUCCUUCAAAGACUACUACAAGAAUCAAUAUGCCCUCGACAUUAAAGAUGCAAACCAGGUGCUGCUGGUGAGCCAUGUGAAGAAAAUGGUCAUCACUGGAGACGCCCCUCCUGGACCAGCCAUGCUUGUCCCAGAACUUUGCUACCUUACAGGUCUUACUGACAAGAUGCGGAAGGAUUUCACCAUCAUGAAGGACCUGAGCGCUCACACCAGACUGAACCCAGAUCAGAGGGAGAAGCGUCUCACCUCAUUCUUAUCAAACAUACAGAGGAAUGCAGAAGCACAAACGGAGAUGACCAAGUGGGGGCUGAGCUUUGAUAAGCAACUUCUAAAACUGACUGGCAGAGUCUUGGGAGGAGAGAGGCUUUUCCAAGGAUCACAAUGGUACGAUUACAACCCUCAAACAGCUGACUGGUCAAGAGAGAUGCGUGGGCUGUCUGUGAUCAGCUCUCCUCCUCUGAACUGCUGGCUCCUGUUUCACACCAAGCGAAACAGUUCAGAGGCACAGUCCCUGCUGCAGUCUCUGAAUAAAGUUUCUGCCCCUCUUGGCAUUCGCAUGCAGAGAGCCACGGUGAUUGAAUAUGAAGACCAUGCGUUGGCUCUCCUCCGAGCCCUGCAGCACAAUGUCUCACCCCAGAUACAAAUGGUGGUGGUAAUCCUCCCCAACAACAACAAAGACCGGUAUGACACUGUGAAGAAGUACCUGUGUUUGGACUGUCCAACUCCAAGCCAGUGUGUGGUGGGCCGUACCCUCAGCCGACCUCAGGCACUCAUGACUGUUGCAACAAAGAUUGUACUGCAGAUGGCAUGCAAAAUGGGAGGAGAACUCUGGAGCGUGGAAAUCCCUCUCAAACAACUGAUGAUCGUCGGCAUUGACUGCUACCAUGACACCACUGCUGGGAAAAGGUCCAUUGGAGCUCUGGUGGCCAGCCUCAAUCCCACCAUGAGCAGGUGGUACUCAAAAUGUGUACUGCAGCACCAGGGUCAGGAAAUUAUGGAUGGACUGAAGACUGCCCUAAGUGGUGCACUGAAGGACUACCACAAAUUCAACAACUGCCUACCCGCACGUAUCAUAGUGUACCGUGAUGGCGUAGGAGAUGGACAGCUGCAGAGCGUGGUCAACUACGAGGUUUCACAGAUAAUGGACUGCAUCAGGUCAAUGGAACAAGACUACAAGCCCAAGCUGAGUGUGGUGGUUGUGAAGAAGCGCAUCAGCAGCCGCUUCUUUACCUACUUUCAAGACAGACUGACUAACCCUCCACCAGGCACCGUCAUCGAUACCGAGGUCACCCGUCCAGAGUGGUAUGACUUCUACAUUGUAAGCCAGGCUGUGCGAUCCGGAAGUGUCUCACCCACACACUACAAUGUGGUGUACGACACCAGUGGGCUGAAGCCUGAUCACAUGCAGCGCCUCACCUACAAGUUGUGCCACAUGUACUACAAUUGGCAGGGGAUCAUCAGAGUUCCUGCUCCCUGCCAGUAUGCCCACAAGCUGGCUUUUCUCGUGGGACAGAGUAUUCACAAACAGCCCAACGCGCAGCUGGAUGACUUCCUUUUCUAUCUUUAAGAACAGAAAGAUAGUUUGGUCUGAUAUUCUGCAGACCAUUACAGUUCUUUGGCAAUUUGGUAAAAAUCUUGUUCACAUUUUCAAUGUUGCCGUCUAAUGUCAUCAAGACCACGCCAGUUUGUGUUUGUGAUGCAAUUGUGUUCUUUGGUUUUCUUGUGUCUUCAGUUAAGCAUUUCUGUAGGUUUUGCCACCAAGGCUUUUAGUUAAAAAAUUUAAUAAACUUGAUACUCUUGGUGAUGGA
Nothobranchius furzeri (turquoise killifish) is the source of this 4930-nucleotide messenger RNA. It is a transcript of the gene piwil1, whose product is annotated as piwi-like RNA-mediated gene silencing 1. Gene Ontology annotation, biological process: regulatory ncRNA-mediated gene silencing. NCBI's taxonomy places the organism in Eukaryota, Metazoa, Chordata, Actinopteri, Cyprinodontiformes, Nothobranchiidae. The record is from RefSeq and is a predicted model, not a curated record. Gene Ontology annotation, cellular component: P granule. Gene Ontology annotation, molecular function: piRNA binding; protein binding; RNA endonuclease activity.